Messenger RNA from Balaenoptera musculus (blue whale), 1963 nucleotides. It is a transcript of the gene SIRAL1, whose product is annotated as family with sequence similarity 118 member B. The record is from RefSeq and is a predicted model, not a curated record. The transcript is spliced from 8 exons. The coding region runs from base 376 to 1452 and encodes 358 amino acids. Lineage: Eukaryota; Metazoa; Chordata; Mammalia; Artiodactyla; Balaenopteridae.
UCUCCUUCUCUUACAAGGUGCAAUGUUGGGACUUCCAUGCCCAAACUGCCAGGGACUUCACUAAGUCAAGACCCUGUGACUUCACUAAGGGGUGGCAGGGAAGAGGAACAUCUGGUUGGGAUGGUAAUGUUAAAAGUACCUGGAAACAGACCUGCCAUUUACUAAGAAGAGAGCUGAUGCCGAGCCCUGAAGAGAUCUCAGGAAAUUAACGGAACUGUGCUGACGAUAGAGGAAACAGUUUUUAAGACUGCUUAGAAUGAAGGCUGCCUGAGGAGUUAGAGGAGGUAGUGGAAUUAAGUUUGCGUCCUACCCCUCUAAAAGGGAUUGGCAGAAGGGAGCCCUGUAGAGCAUGAGAUAAAGUUGAACAGAAACUGGAUGGCUUCUACACGGAGCCAGGCCUCGGAUAUAGACAAGAUUUGGGGGUUCUUCAGUGAUGGCGCACCUCCCACCAAAAAGCCCAGGAAGCUGCUCCCAAGCCUGAAAACGAAGAAGCCUCGGGAGCUCGUGCUGGUGAUUGGAACAGGCAUCAGUGCUGCGGUCGCACCCCAGGUCCCAGCCCUGAAAUCCUGGAAGGGGUUGAUUCAGGCCUUACUGGAUGCGGCCAUUGAUUUUGACCUUCUAGAAGAUGAGGAGAGCAAAAAAUUUCAGAAAUGUCUCCACGAAGACAAGAACCUGGUCCAUGUUGCCCACGACCUCAUCCAGAAACUCUCUCCUCGUACUAGUAAUGUUCGAUCCACAUUUUUCAAGGACUGUUUAUAUGAAGUAUUUGAUGACUUAGAGUCAAAGAUGGAAGAUUCUGGUAAACAGCUGCUUCAGUCAGUUCUCCACCUGAUGGAAAAUGGAGCCCUGGUGUUAACUACAAAUUUUGACAAUCUCCUGGAACUCUAUGCAGCAGAUCAGGGGAAACAACUUGAAUCCCUUGACCUUACUGAUGAGAAGAAGGUCCUCGAGUGGGCUCAGGAGAAGCGGAAGCUGAGCGUCUUACACAUUCAUGGGGUCUACACCAACCCUAGUGGCAUUGUCCUUCACCCAGCUGGGUAUCAGAAUGUGCUCAGGAACACUGAAGUUAUGAGAGAGAUUCAGAAGCUCUAUGAAAACAAGUCGUUCCUUUUCCUGGGCUGUGGCUGGACUGUGGAUGACACCACUUUCCAAGCCCUUUUUCUGGAGGCUGUCAAGCACAAAUCUGACUUAGAACAUUUCAUGCUGGUUCGGAGAGGAGAUGUGGACGAGUUCAAGAAGCUUCGAGAAAACAUGCUGGACAAAGGGAUUAAGGUCAUCUCCUAUGGAAAUGAAUAUGCUGACCUUCCAGAAUACUUCAAGCGACUGACAUGUGAGAUCUCCACAAGGGGAAGGUCAGCAGGGAUGGUAAGAGAAGGCCAGCUAAAUGGGUCAGAAGGCCAGCUAAAUGGCUCAUCGACAGCACACAGUGAAAUGAGAGACUGUAGUACAUGAGAGGGCUAGAGGAAUCACCACCAUUAGACCAAGCUGUAAGGGCCUACCGUGGACGGUGUUUAACAAGUAAACUCACAAGAACCCAAAGCAGCUCCUAGGAAGUACCAGACGCAGAGGCUGAAGGCCGGGGUUGGUGGGCGGGUGUCGCAGCGUAUCCCUUCGUGCUGCGCCGGCUGGUUCCUGAUCCUCCGCGGCCUGUUCCAGUUCAAUACCCAAGUGACAAGGGACCCGGAAGUCGCCCUGCCCCACCCCCAGGCUGGACAGGCCUGUGUCCACACGGCAGAUCCACGGGACAUCUCUACUGACUAUGGCCACAGCUCUGCAUGAAGGACUCGGGAUCUAGAUGCCACGGGAUCGCCGCGGCCCUUGUUGCAGUUUUGUACUCUAUACUUGGUUUUUCAAUUAAGCUUAAUGGCUUUUUUAAAACAUGGCUUGAAGCUCUAGUUUUCUAGAUCUUUUACAGUGUACAGUAUUUUACAUAAUUGAGCUGUAUUAAAAGCUUGUUCAUUUA